Chanos chanos (milkfish) is the source of this 1037-nucleotide messenger RNA. It is a transcript of the gene med19a, whose product is annotated as mediator complex subunit 19a. Bases 36 to 770 code for a protein of 244 amino acids. The transcript is spliced from 6 exons. The record is from RefSeq and is a predicted model, not a curated record. Gene Ontology annotation, biological process: positive regulation of transcription by RNA polymerase II. Lineage: Eukaryota; Metazoa; Chordata; Actinopteri; Gonorynchiformes; Chanidae. Gene Ontology annotation, molecular function: transcription factor binding; transcription coregulator activity. Gene Ontology annotation, cellular component: mediator complex.
UAUUAUUAUAUAUAAAUGUAUUAAUUCCUGAAGCUAUGACGGAAAUAUUUUCAACACUGUUUGGUCCGAGUGACGCACAGGCACCUCCGGGCUCGUCAGCUUUAGGUUUCGGCCCAGGGAAACCACCACCGCCGCUCCCGCAAAACCAGGCGCCCAUGACGGCACAGAUCCCAACACAGCUCGGGGAUGAAGGGCCUGCGUUACGGAAGCCGGGAGCCAUGAAUGAGCCCUUUUACUUACUGCGAGAACUACCAGCCGGGAACGAUCUCACAGGAAACACCAACCUCAUCACACACUAUAACCUGGAACACGCUUACAACAAAUUCUGCGGCAAGAAAGUGAAAGAGAAACUCAGUAACUUUCUUCCAGAACUACCAGGUAUGAUAGAUUGUCCUGGGGUUCAGGAUGGCAGUUCUCUACGCUCUCUGAUUGAAAAGCCGCCCGUCUGUGGAAAUUCCUUCAGCCCUCUGACCGGAGCUCUCCUGACUGGCUUCAGAUUGCACACUGGACCGCUCCCAGAGCAGUACAGACUGAUGCACAUUCAGCCUCCAAAGAAGAAAAGCAAACACAAGCAUCGACACCAUCGACCCCAGGACCCCAUACCACCAGAGACCCCCUCAGACUCUGACCCCAAGAAGAAGAAGAAAAAGAGGGAUGACGACCCUGAUCGUAAGAAGAAAAAGAAAGACAAGAAGAAGAAAAAGAAUCGUCAUAGUCCUGAUCACCCUGGUCUCACUGGCUCGCAGCCCAACAGCAACAGCCUGAGAUAGAGACAGAGCUGACCGAGUGACAAAAGAGAGUGUGUGUGUGCUUUACACAAAGUGUGUAUGUGUGUGUGUUGAAGACAGAAUGCCUGUGAGAGCAUGUGUGUCUGGCUGAGAGUGUGUGUUUGGGAGAGAAUGUAUUUGAGGCUGCACAGUGUUACAAAAAGGCAGAAAUGGACCUGUGUGUGUAUGUGUGUAAAUAUAUGUGUGUGUGUGGAAAGACUUUUUUUGUUAGAGAUUGAUUAUUGUGGAUUUUCUAGAAUCCAUGUUUAG